Molecule: messenger RNA, 1051 nt
Organism: Staurois parvus
Lineage: Eukaryota; Metazoa; Chordata; Amphibia; Anura; Ranidae
Source: the annotation of a GenBank genome assembly
AUGGCUUCUGUGCCAAGUUUGAAAUCGGAGAGAUUACCGCUGCUAGAGGACGGGAUCCCCCCAGCCAAGAAACCCAGAAAGCUGCUGCCCAGUCUGAAGACAAAGAAGCCGCAGGAGCUGGUUCUGGUGAUCGGGUCGGACGGGGAUCAGUGCCGCUGUCGCCCCGCAGGUUCCUGCACUGAAGUCCUGGAAAGGGUUAAUCCAGGCCCUGCUGGAUGCUGCCAAUGACUUUGACCUUCUAGAAGAAGAGGAGAGCAGAAAGUUCCAGAAGUGUCUCCAUGAGGACAAGAACUUGAUUCAUGUGGCCCAUGACCUCAUCCAGAAGUUGUCCCCGCGCACUAGUAAUGUGCGGUCUACCUUCUUCAAGGACUGUCUGUACGAGGUGUUUGAUGACUUGGAGUCCAAGAUGGAGGACUCAGGCAAGCAACUGUUACAGUCCGUACUGCAGCUGAUGGAGCAUGGUGCCCUUGUCCUGACAACCAACUUCGACAACCUUCUGGAGAUCUAUGCCUAUCACCAGGGGAAACAGUUGGAGUCCAUCGAUCUCACUGACGAAAAGAAGGUACUUGAAUGGGCUCAAGAGAAGAAGAAACUUAGCGUCUUGCACAUCCACGGCGUUUAUACAAACCCCAGCGGGAUCGUCCUUCACCCGGCCGGCUACCAGAAUGUCCUGCGCAACACAGAGGUCAUGCGGGAGAUCCAGAAGCUAUACGAGAACAAAUCCUUCCUGUUCCUGGGCUGUGGCCGCACUGUGGACGACACGACUUUUCAGGCGCUUUUCCUGGAAGCAGUGAAGCACAAGUCGGAUCUGGAACACUUCAUGUUGGUUCGGCGGGAAGACGUAGAUGAGUUCAAGAAGCUGAGAGAGAACAUGCUGGACAAGGGCAUCAAAGUGAUCUCCUAUGGCACAGAGUAUACUGACCUGCCUGAGUACUUUGAGAGGCUGGCUAACGAAAUCUCCAACAAAGGCCGGACAGGUACACAGCCAGCUUUUAACUUGAUAUCUCCCCUGGUUCCACAUACACAUUUUGUUACUUAUCAGAUAGAAUGA